Hippopotamus amphibius kiboko is the source of this 3170-nucleotide messenger RNA. Its product is annotated as zinc finger protein 548-like. Gene Ontology annotation, biological process: regulation of DNA-templated transcription. The coding region runs from base 283 to 1980 and encodes 565 amino acids. The record is from RefSeq and is a predicted model, not a curated record. NCBI's taxonomy places the organism in Eukaryota, Metazoa, Chordata, Mammalia, Artiodactyla, Hippopotamidae. The transcript has 4 exons.
GAAGGCUCAGCAGGGGGACCUUUUCUUCUGCACGCAUUCGGGGGCGGGGCUUCUGCCUGGGGUGGCGGGUUUUCGUCUUUUUUUCCACCUUUUUUUAGGGCAUUGAGUCCUGAGUCGGGACCGAAGAGGAAAGAACGGACGAGGAGAGGCGUUGGCUCCGCUGCCCAGAGGCGGCUGGGAGGCCCCCUGAGCCCCUCGUUGACGGCGGUGCCCUCGUUCCCGCCCCGCCCGCCGCCUCUCCCGGCUCCGUUCUUCUCACAGCCGGUGACCGAGGCCGCGCGGAUGAGGCCGGCUCAGGGUCCCACAGCAGUGGCAGAAGUGGUUAUGGACCCCUUACAGUUUUGGCAGGACUGUGUGGUCUUUGAGGACGUGGCUGUGUACUUCUCCCAGGAGGAGUGGGGCCUCCUUGAUGAAGCUCAGAGACACUUGUACCAUGCUGUGAUGACGGAGAACUUUGCACUUGUGACCUCCAUAGGUUGUUGGCAUGGAGCCCUGGGUGAGGAGGCAUCUUCUGAGCAAAGUGUUUCUGUAGGGAUGUCAGAGGUUAGGACUCCAAAGCCAGACCCAUCCUCCAGGAAGGCCCAGCCCUGUGAGAUGUGUGACCCACUGUCCAAAGGCCUUUUGCACCUGCCUGAGCAUGACAGAAUGUACCCUGAUCAAGGGCUGUAUGUUUGUGGGGCAAAUAUUUUCCAGCACCAGAAGGAGCAGAUUAGAGACAAACUUUGCAGAAGGGAUGCGGGCCAGCCUUCAUUUUGGACCAACAGCAGCAUUCACACGGUAGAGAGGAGCUUGACAUGUCGCAGAGGCAGAAAGGACUUCCCAGACAGCACAGGCCUGCUGCAGCAGCCAGCCCCUCACAGUGUGGGGAAGCCACACAGGGACACUGAGUGUGGAGAAGCCUUUGGUAGUAGACAGAGUGAUUACAAGUGCACGCAGUGUGGGAAAGCCUUCAGCCGAGAAAAAAUACUCUUUGAGCACCAGAAAACCCACACUGGUGUAAGGUUUUAUGAGUGCAGCAAAUGUGGGGAAUUCUUCAAGUACAGUGCCAACUUCAUAAAACAUCAGAGAAUUCACAAUGGAGAAAGCCCUUAUGAGUGCAGAGAAUGUGGAAAAUUUUUUCGAUAUAACUACAGACUGGUAAGACAUGAGAGAAUUCACACCGGAGAAAGGCCAUAUGAGUGCAGCGAAUGUGGGAAAUCGUUCAUGUAUAACUCCACAUUCAUUAGACAUCAGAGAGGUCACAUUGUAGGAAGGCCUUAUAAGUGCAGUGAAUGUGGGAAAUUUUUUAAGUAUAACUCCACGCUCGUUAAACAUCAGAGAGUUCACACUGGAGAAAGGCCUUAUAAGUGCAGUGAAUGUGGAAAAUUCUUUAGGUACAACUCUGCAUUCAUUAAACAUCAGAGAGUUCACAGCGGAGAAAGGCCUUAUGAGUGCAGUGAAUGUGGAAAAUUCUUUAGGUACACCUCCACACUCACUAGACAUCAAAGAAUUCAUACUGUAGAAAAGCCUUAUAAAUGUGACGAAUGUGGGGAUUUCUUUAAGUACAAGUCCAAGCUUAUUAAGCACUGGCAAAACCACACUGGAGAAAGGUCUUACGAGUGCAGUGAAUGUGGGAAAUCCUUUAAGUACCACUGCAGACUCAUUAGACAUAAGAGAGUGCACAGUGGAGAAAGGCCUUAUGAGUGCAGCGAAUGUGGGAAAUUCUUUCGUUACAACUCCAACCUCAUUAAACACUGGAGAAAUCACACCGGAGAGAGGCCUUAUGAGUGCAGAGAGUGUGGGAAAGCCUUUAGCCACAAGAAUGUACUUCUUCAGCAUCAGAAAACCCAUACUGGUGAAAGGCCUUAUGAGUGCAGAAAAUGUCGGAAGGCCUUCAUUAGGAAGUCUCACCUCAUGCAUCACCAGAAAAUCCACAAUGAAGAUGAUAUGAGUGCCCUUAAUGUGGAGAACUCUAGAUACAACUCCAACCUCACUGAGUAGAGAAUUCACAGUGGUAAAAACCUCAUGAGUUCAGAGAAUAUGGUAAACUCUUUAGGUACUACUCCAAACUCUUUACACUGCAGAAGAACCUUAUGAGUUGACGUUGGAGUGGGUGUUGUGAGUACAGAAAAUAUGGGAAAUUGGUACAGCUCCCCACUCAUUAGACAUAAGGAUUUCACAGUAGAGGAAGUCCUUCUGAGUGCAGUGAAUGUGGAUAAGUCUAGGUGAAACGUCAGCCCCAUUGCACAUCAGAUAUUUCACAAUGGAGAAAGACCUUAUGAGUGCAGUGAAUAUGGGCAUAUAUUCAGCCACAACUUCCACCUCAUUCAGUGCCGAAAAGUUCCCAACAGAGUAAGUGUUGCAAAUGGGGAAAGACUUCACUAAAAUAUCUGCUAAAUCUAUCCUUAAUAGUAUCCUAAAUAUAAUGAGUUUUUUUUUUUUUUUACAUUUAACAUUUUUGAUUGUGGUAAAAUAUAUGUAACAAAGUUUACCCUCUACCUUUCUAAUUGUACGGUUUAGUGUGUUUAAAAAUUCAAAUAUUUGCAUAACUAAUCUCCAGAAUUCUUUCAUCUUGCAAAAAUGAAACUAUACGUAUUAAACAACAUCUCCUCCUACGCCCUCCCUAUCGGACUUGUAUCUAUGAAUUUUAUUGCUCUGGCUACUUUAUAUAAGUGUAAUCAUAUAUUUUUCAUCUCUUUGUGACUGGCUUGUUUAGCUUAGUGUAAUUUCCCCAUGUUGAAGCAUCUGUCAGCAUGUCCUUCCGUUUUGAGAAGGAAUCAGAAUUGACCCACCUAAGACAUAGGGAAGUGUGCUGAUGGAGUCAGUACUACCUUGCCAGAUAUGAUAUUUGUAGAGGAAGAGAUCCAGAUCAUAUUAACACCUUUAUUGUGGCACUGACAUACAAUACACAGCACUUAUUAAAAGUGUAAACUGUAUUUUCACAUGUGUACAUAAUGGGACCAUCACCAAAGUCUUGAUGAUAUGUCCGUUAUAGAGUUUCCAUUGGCCCCUUUGUAUUCUCUCUCUCAGCCCUAGCCAAGCUGCCAUCUCUAGGGAGACAUUAUGGUUUUGUUUUGUUUUUUGGCUGCGCGACACAGCUUGCACAAUCUUUCACUGGGCCCUAGGCAGUGAAAGCGUGGAGUCCUAACCACUGGACCACCAGAGAAUUCCCAGUAUAUGAGGCUGAGUCA